This is a messenger RNA of Suillus clintonianus, 681 nucleotides long. RefSeq lists its product as uncharacterized. The record is from RefSeq and is a predicted model, not a curated record. The transcript has a single exon. The annotation marks the transcript as partial. NCBI's taxonomy places the organism in Eukaryota, Fungi, Basidiomycota, Agaricomycetes, Boletales, Suillaceae.
UUCCCUGCCAACAUGGUCUUGCGGUUUGGAUAUGAUCUCCGCCUCGCUUUGAUUGAUGCGUUCCCGUGGGCACAGGACAUGUUAUUUAUGGUCCAAGUUCAGGGCGUCAAAGAGGCUAACCAGCACAACCCUGGUAAUGAACAAGUUGCAACAACGGCUUUGAGGCGUGCAAUGCAUGAUCUCGACUACCUUGGACUUCUGGAUGAAACGCAUUGCUAUAUUGAUGUGGGCCUAGAGCUAUCUGAGCCAAACCACGCAUAUCAAUGGCGAACAGAUGCUCACGGAAAGAUUAUCCUAGCAUACACUACUUCCUACGAUGCCAGAACAGCAGCUACUGCCACAAGGUCUCGCAGUUACCAGAAAGAUUGUGCCUCUGGCUUAAUGCACGUUGCCGGAUUUCGUGUUACAUUGGCCGCAAGGAAUCCAGAUGAACCUGUCUACAUGCAGGUUUAUACCACAGACAAAGCGCUCGUCCACCAGCUCGAUGGUGGACGACAUGGCUUGGCCCUCACUGGACAAGCUGCCUUGAGCCAUACCACUCCACCGCACAUGAACAAUAUGUACCGACUCUUCAGACAUGCUGCACAGCACCACGACUGCGCUGCUAGACUCGAGGUGCGAUUGCCCAUCAGCGCAGCAGCGCAGCAGUGUGGAGUGCCCUUUCAGUUGCAGUGGAGUUGA